Cornus florida is the source of this 1445-nucleotide messenger RNA. RefSeq names its product trihelix transcription factor ASR3-like. Lineage: Eukaryota; Viridiplantae; Streptophyta; Magnoliopsida; Cornales; Cornaceae. Bases 137 to 1288 code for a protein of 383 amino acids. The record is from RefSeq and is a predicted model, not a curated record. The transcript has 3 exons.
GAUAGGCUCCAACCAAUGGCCACCCAAUCCCACAAAACACUUUACUCCGCAUUCUUUUUAUGCAAUUGGGGUUGAAUGGUCCUCGCAUUUACACAAACCCUUCUGGCAAAAACACCCUCAACUUCACUCCCACUAUAUGGCGCCAGAGGCACAUGAUGUGCAUGAAAAUGCUGCUUCUCCAACACCACCAGAGCCAAAUGAUGUGCAUGAGAAUGCUAAAUCUCCAGCACCAAAGCCGAAUGAUGCACACGAGAAUGCUACUUCUCCAUCUCAUGAAGUUGAUGGACAGCAACCGCCCAUUGAAGAAGCAACUGAUGAUAAAAGUAAAACUCCGAGACACCCUCGAUGGACCAGACAGGAAACAAUGGUCCUCAUAGAAGGCAAGAAGGUUGCAGAGAACCGGGGUCGAAGGGGUCGGAGAUGUGGUUCAGGAGCAGUUCUGGGGUCAGACGGGCUGGAACCCAAGUGGGACUUUGUCUCAUCAUACUGCAAACAGCACCACGUCAACAGAGGGCCAGUCCAGUGCCGGAAACGCUGGAGCAAUCUCGUCGGUGACUUCAAGAAAAUCAAGACAUGGGAGUCACUGGUAAAAGAUGAGGCUGAAUCGUUCUGGAUGCUGAGGAAUGAUAUGAGGAGAGAGAAUAAAUUGCCAGGUUUCUUUGAUAGUGAAGUGUAUCGUGUCUUAGAUGGGAAGGCAUUCAGUGCAGCAGCGUUUCCGUUACCACUAGUGGCAAUAGACUCCAAGGACAUUGAUGAUGGAGUGGAAGCAGUGAUGGCAGAGGAAGCCGACGAAGAGGAAGAGGAGUCGGCUGAGGCAGUUUUUGAUAGUAGUAGACAUGCCACAGCAGAGGAUGGUCUGUUUUCGGAUUUUGAACAGCCGGACCAGGAGAUCGGAAGGAGCUCAGAGAAAAAAACUGUUGUGGAAGAGACUACAACAAAGAGAGUACAUGCCCCAAUACCUAUUUCAGUAGGGUUCUGCAGCAAUUCAAAGAUAAAGCAAGGUACAGCAAAAGGAAAACAGUCAACCACAAAUUUCUGUAGAGGAUCAAUGUCCCACGAGGGAUGGAAGAGGAGACGGUUGUCCUUUGAUGGAUGUAGCGAUACCAAUCUGGAGGGGCAAUUGACCGAAGUUCUAGAGAGGAACAGUGACAUGCUGAAUGCGCAACUUGAAGCUCACAACACGAAUUGUCAAUUGGAUAUGAAGCAGAGGAGGGACCAUAACGACAGCUUAGUUGCUGCUCUAAGUAAGAUUACAGAUGCCCUAGUGAGGAUCGCGGAUAAGUUAUAAGAGAACGUCACGGAGAUAUUUAAGGUCCUUUAUAGCUUCCUGCAACUUAGCACAAUAUUAAUGGAUGAUAAAAUCAGAGUUUUCAAUCAGAUUCAACCAUGCUAUCAGUUUAUUCUUUCAUAUCAGCACUCAAAAAAGGGAAUUACAUUUUUCUUCC